AUGAGGCUAAACCCCCUCAAGUGCGCCUUCGCCAUAGAGGCCGGCAAGUUCCUAGGAUUUAUGAUAACUCAGAGAGGGGUAGAAGCUAACCCGGAGAAAUGCCAGGCAAUACUUCAGAUGAAGAGCCCGGGCUGUAUCAAGGACGUCCAGAGGUUGGCAGGGCGAUUGACAUCACUUUCCCGGUUUCUCGGAGCCUCGGCGGCCAAGGCCCUGCCAUUUUUCAACCUCAUGAAGAAAGGGAUGGCGUUUGAGUGGACGCCCGCGUGCGAAGAGGCCUUUCAACACUUCAAGGAAAUCCUGGCGGCGCCUCCCGUUCUCGGGAAACCAAGGGACGGGGAACCACUAUAUCUAUACCUCGCUAUAACAAGCGAAGCCCUGGCCGCAGUGCUGAUACGGGAGGACGGGAAAGCCCAACAACCAGUCUACUUCAUAAGCAGGGCCCUACAAGGAGCAGAAUUAAGAUAUAGCAAGUUGGAAAAGCUAGCCUUGGCACUCCUAACUUCCUCAAGAAGGUUAAAACAAUACUUCCAAAGUCACCAAGUGGUCGUCAGAACGGACCAGGGGAUCCGGCAAGUUCUCCAAAAACCCGACUUAGCGGGAAGAAUGAUGACUUGGUCUAUCGAACUCUCUCAAUAUGACGUACGGUACGAACCCCGGCAAGCCAUCAAGGCGCAGGCCAUGGCGGAUUUCUUGGUUGAAGUAACGGGAGAUCCAGGCGAAGACAUGGGUACACGGUGGAAGCUCCAUGUGGACGGAGCCUCCAACCAGACCUUCGGAGGUGCUGGGAUCAUCCUGGAAAGCCCGAUUGGGGUUGUGUACGAACAGUCGAUUAGAUUCGAAUUUCCCAUCUCAAACAACCAAGUAGAAUAUGAAGCCCUCAUAGGAGGCUUGACCCUAGCGACGGAGGUCGGCGCAAGAAGACUGGAAGUAUGUAGCGAUUCCCAAGUCGUCACUUCCCAAGUAAACGGCAGCUACCAAGCCAAGGACCCCUCGUUGCAGAAGUACUUGGAAAAGGUUAAAAGCUUGAGCCAAAAGUUCGAAGAAGUCACGGUCCAGCAUGUGCCCAGAGAAAGGAACACACGGGCAGACCUCCUAUCAAAAUUGGCCAGCACGAAACCAGGGGAGGGGAACCGGUCUCUCAUCCAAGGCAUAACAAGGGAACCGGCAAUUGCACUACCCAUAACAACCCUAAGUUCUUCAUGGCUAGACCCCAUCACCAACUUCCUAGAACACGGCCAAAUCCCCGGUGACGAAAAGGAUGCGGCGAAGUUAAGGAGGGAAGCGGCCAAAUAUGCCGUCAUCCAAGGGCAGCUGUUCAAAAAAGGGCUUAACCAGCCCCUGCUGAAGUGCCUACACCCCGACCAAACGGACUACGUCCUCAGGGAAGUCCAUGAGGGUUGCUGUGGGCACCAUAUUGGAGGCAAAGCCCUAGUGAUAACGCGAUUCGGGAUACCGGAAGUCAUCAUCUCGGACAACGGCACGCAAUUUACUGACAAAAAGUUCACGGAAUUCCUCAAUGGCCUGGGUAUAAGGCAAAGGUUCUCUUCGGUAGAACACCCUCGGACAAACGGACAGGUGGAGUCCGCCAACAAGGUUAUCCUUUCAGGGCUAAAAAAGAGGUUGGACAAUAAAAAGGGUGCUUGGGCCGAUGAAUUAGCAGCGGUUCUCUGGUCCUACCGAACAACCGCACAGUCAUCUACUAAAGAAACUCCUUUCCGGCUGACGUACGGUGUGGACGUGGUAAUACCCGUGGAGAUCGGGGAGCCAAGCCCGCGGUUGCUCCUAAAGGGAGUGGAGGAAACCGUAGAAAAGGACCUGAUAGAUGAAGCCAGGGAAAUGGCCCAUUUGACAGAAACGGCGCUAAAACAGAGAGUGGCUCUACGCUACAACGCCAAAGUGCUCAAGAGGGAAUUCGAGCCAAACGACCUCGUCCUGAGACGAAAUGAUAUCGGCCUACCGACCCCUGGAGAAGGCAAGCUAGCGGCCAACUGGGAAGGCCCGUAUAGGAUCAAGAAAGCGAUGGGAAAAGGAGCCUUUAAGUUAGAAAGGCUCGAUGGCAAGGAGGUCCCGAGGACAUGGAACGCGGACAACCUCAGAAGAUUCUACUCCUAG
Messenger RNA from Arachis stenosperma, 2112 nucleotides. RefSeq lists its product as uncharacterized. Gene Ontology annotation, molecular function: nucleic acid binding; RNA-DNA hybrid ribonuclease activity. The record is from RefSeq and is a predicted model, not a curated record. The transcript has 2 exons. The coding region runs from base 1 to 2112 and encodes 703 amino acids. NCBI's taxonomy places the organism in Eukaryota, Viridiplantae, Streptophyta, Magnoliopsida, Fabales, Fabaceae. Gene Ontology annotation, biological process: DNA integration.